Leptonychotes weddellii (Weddell seal) is the source of this 2908-nucleotide messenger RNA. NCBI's taxonomy places the organism in Eukaryota, Metazoa, Chordata, Mammalia, Carnivora, Phocidae. The record is from RefSeq and is a predicted model, not a curated record.
AAUCAUGUGUGUGUGCUUGUUUAUAGGUUUAAAAGAAAAUCCAUCGAUGGAAGCUCUGGUUCCAGUGAUGGCUCUGGAAACACGGCGGUGUCACAUCCCAUUGCUGCCGGCACCCCUGAAGGAAACAAUUACGGGGCAAUAGAGGGGUCAAGUUCCAGUCCUGGCAGGCAGAUGUCCUCCCCCAAUAGUGGGCAGACGUUCCAGUCAGACACAGACAGCUCCGUGGAGGAGAGUGACUUCGACACCUUGCCAGACAUUGAGAGUGAUAAGAACAUCAUCCGGACCAAGGUGUUCCUUUUCCUGUCAGAUCUGUCCCGGAAGGACCGGAGAAUUAUCAGCAAAAAAUAUAAGAUUUAUUUUUGGAACAUCGUCACCAUUGCUGUGUUUUAUGCACUGCCUGUGAUCCAGCUGGUCAUCACCUACCAGAUAGUAAGUAUUACCCAGAAGCCCAGAAUCCCAGCUUUCAUACUGCAGGGAGAGAUCUUUGCUAUGACUUACAGAGAAAAGUAUAUAUCACUUGAGCUCAGUCCAAUUAAAAGAAAAGCAAUGUGUGCAGCCUCUCAUUUGAUGUUUUCUUACCAGGACAGAAUGGUGUUGCUCAUCUUGGGGAAUCUGUUUAACGGGUCCUUCGCGCUCUAUGGACUGAUCUAUCGGCCCAGGGACUUUGCUUCCUACAUGCUGGGGAUCUUCAUCUGUAACCUGCUGCUCUAUCUGGCCUUUUACAUCAUCAUGAAGCUUCGCAGCUCAGAGAAGCUCCUCCCGACCCCGCUCCUCUGCAUCGUGGCCACUGUUGUGAUGUGGGCCACCUCGCUGUACUUUUUCUUCCAGAAACCCAGCAGCUGGGAGGACACCCCAGCUGAGUCCCGGGAGAGGAACCGGGAGUGUAUCCUGCUGGAUUUCUUUGAUGACCAUGACAUCUGGCACUUCCUCUCUGCCACUGCCCUGUUUUUCUCAUUCUUGGUUCUGUUAACCCUGGAUGAUGACCUGGAUGUGGUCCACAGAGACCAGAUCCCUGUCUUCUGAGCCUCCAGCUUUAAGAGAGGGAGAGGGAGCAGUCGAUCUAGGUGCUGUUUCAUGAAAAUACAGGGACCAAAAAAAAAAAAAAAAAAUACAGGGACUGCCGCAAAGUCACCACUGCCAAGUACUCCACUCCCGCUCUGUCAAGUCAGCUCUGCACACAUUUCCAUAGGAAGGAGAGGGGCUGGAGGGAGACUCUAGUCUGCCAGAAGGGGGGCAGAGGGGAAGCCACGGGUAUGGCCAGAGGCAAGCCCUGAAGAGUCAAGAGACCCCCAUCCCCUCCCGUGUGCAGCCCUGAGCUAGACGUGGACAAAAGCUGCAUCAAAGUCAACUCACUGUCUCGAGACCCCUCCCACCCUCACCCGACAUUUGCCAGCAAGGGCAGGCGACGCUGCACGCUUCAUCCAGCUGCCUCCAGGCCCCGAGAGGCCAGCAGCUUGGGUCUCCUGCCCACUUUAGGGGGGGCCCCUCUGCACCUCCACUACAUCUGCUGCUCUAGACAUCCCAGAGCACCAGCUCGCUCCUCUGAGGUCCAGGGAUGACGCAGAUUCCUCAGAGUCUGCUGGAGGGCUGAACCCAACCCCCUACCCAACUGGGAUAGAUAUUUUAGCAGGACCAGCCAGUCACCUCCUUGGAAGGAAGGCUGUAUGUGUCCCCCAGGUUCCUGACCCCAUUAGAAGGGCUGUGGAUUGGGCUUUGUCACACACUUGUCCUCACAGGUGACUGUCUCUGGGACCAAGGCUUGGGUGCUUACCUACUUCUUAGUGUCUUCAUCUCACCCCUGUGGGCUGACCCCACAACUCAGGCUCCGCUUUCUUGGGAAGGCCCUGUUACCGCCUCAGCUCCAAGGCAGAAGGGGAAACAGGAAAAACUCUUCUAGCAGCAGGAGUGAGAGGAACGACCAACAGGGCUGACAGACUGGCAACAUCAGAAUCAAGCAAACAGACCUCACCCUAAGGACAUGGGCUCCUGGGGCAAAUGCAGCAAAGGCGAAAUUGCUUCCUCAUGCCUCCAAUUCAGACAGCUCAAUUCUGUGCCCACGUCACCUGUGGAGAAUAAACAAUUGCUCUAACCAGAGGCACUGCACUGGGGGUCCUCCACCACCGACCAAGCCCCCUACCUGGCACUUUAUGCUGAUCAGGGGCUCCAGAUUUUCUCCCUGAAGUUCUCUAGAAGUAACUCUCGGGGUGAACACAUUUUACUCAUCCUCCUGAGUUGUGAAGAGCAAGCCGAUUGAGGAUUGUCUUUUGGUUGCACCUGAUUCUCAUUCUCUCCCCCAGUAAAGUGUUGCAGAGCUCAGCAUCCCACUUCACUCACGCUGUCUGGCAAUUCUGCUCCUGACAAGCCCCAUUUGGACCAAGCACCCUCAUUACCUGGAGUAAGAUGUAAUCAGAAAAUAGACAUAUGAAUGUGUACCCCAUGUAUAUUUGCCUGUGAAACUGAAGUCACCUGUCACUUCUGUUUUCCUGAUCGUUGAUUAGAGAAAUGGAUAAUAUUUAAAAAUAUAUAUGAUUCUGUCUCUAAAAUAUUUGCAUAAUGUUCAAAAUCACAUUUUGGAAGUUUGAAAAGUUUAAAAACACAAAGAUGCUUUUAAAGAAGCGUUUUAUGAUUUGUUUUUCUAAAAUGCCCCCAAAUUCAUAUUUGGUUUUCUGCUCUUUAUUCCUUAGAAACUGUUGGCUUCCAUAGGCCACACGAAGGCCACCUAUUAAAUGGUGGUGUUAGUCUAACAUCUAAAACAAAUUUCAAAUCUGUUUAACUAUGGCGUAUUUGAUCUAAUUCUUUUAUUUUAGUGCACUGAUGGUUUCAAAUCAAAAAAAAAAAAGGUGCACUAAGGAAAUAUGGACAAAGUCUGUUCGAGUGGCCCAAAGUGAAUAAACCGUGACAUGCGUUA